UCGCUCGGUUCUCGGGCCCUUCUCUCACUCUCUUCCCUUCCCGCCGCAGCCGGCAGCAUCUCCCGCAUCCCGACGCGUGUUUCCCCGGGACCGAGCUGCGAGAGCGGCCGUGACGCCUCAGCGCUUCCGUGAUCCGCUGCUGCAGCUGCAGGAAGAAAGAGCUUUUCCGUGGCGUUGCGUGAAGCAGCGAGAGGAACUCGUGCAAUAUGAAAACGAUGACGGGAUCAAACGAGUUCAAACUAAAUCAAACUCCAGACGAUGGCAUUUCAUCAGUAAAGUUUAGUCCAAAUACAUCUCAGUUUCUGCUUGUUUCAUCCUGGGACACAACUGUUCGGCUCUAUGAUGUUCCUGCCAACACCAUGAGACUCAAAUACCAACAUUCAGGAGCUGUCCUUGACUGCGCUUUUUACGAUCCUACCCAUGCCUGGAGUGGAGGGUUAGAUCAGCAAUUGAAAAUGCACGAUUUAAACACGGACCAAGAAAACCUUGUUGGUGCCCAUGAUGCUCCUAUCAGGUGUGUUGAGUAUUGCCCAGAAGUGAAUGUCAUGGUGACUGGAAGCUGGGAUCAAACAGUUAAACUGUGGGAUCCCAGAACUCCUUGUAAUGCAGGAACCUUCUCUCAACCUGAAAAGGUCUACACGCUUUCUGUGUCUGGAGAUAGACUGAUUGUGGGGACGGCAGGUCGGAGAGUGCUGGUGUGGGAUUUGCGGAACAUGGGUUAUGUUCAGCAGCGAAGAGAGUCAAGUCUGAAGUACCAAACCCGCUGUAUCAGAGCGUUUCCGAAUAAACAGGGUUAUGUUUUAAGUUCUAUUGAAGGUCGUGUUGCAGUGGAAUAUUUGGAUCCAAGUCCAGAAAUCCAGAAGAAGAAAUACGCAUUCAAAUGUCACCGUUUGAAGGAAAACAACAUUGAGCAGAUUUAUCCAGUUAAUGCUAUUUCUUUCCACAAUGUCCACAACACGUUUGCUACAGGAGGUUCUGAUGGAUUUGUAAAUAUUUGGGAUCCAUUUAAUAAAAAGCGGCUGUGUCAGUUCCAUCGGUAUCCCACAAGCAUAGCAUCACUUGCCUUCAGCAAUGAUGGAACUACCCUUGCAAUAGCUUCUUCAUAUAUGUAUGAAAUGGAUGACAUUGAACAUCCUGAAGAUGGUAUCUAUAUUCGCCAAGUGACAGAUGCAGAAACAAAACCGAAGUCUACUUAGACUUCUGGUGAUACUUCUUCUCUGCAAGAGGUGCCCACCUGCUCCUAACAAGUCUAAACUAAAACAGUAGAAGUGAGAAGAACAAACUUUGUACUGAUGUUGUUUUUAACUAAGAAAUACUUGUUUGUGUAUUGUAGUACAUCUUAAUCUGUCAUUACUUGCCUGCUUAUAAUAUUAGUGAAACUGUUUUCUUUAUCUGCUGUCUGUAGCUAAAUUAGUUCAGUCCUGUAGGCAACUUUGCAUAUACCUUUAUAAAAACUUAGCACAUUUUGUAGUAUAUAAUUAUGAAAACUUUCAGUGGUCUCAUAAUUGUUCAAUAAAUAUCCAUAGGUAUUUUGAAAAUAAAUACUUUGUGUAACAACCUUUACUGUUUGUGAAACAAACGUUAAGACCAAACCUUUAAGUUGCAAGAAUUCUUGAGUUCUAGAUCUUCCUGACGGAAAAUUUCUGAUCCUUUUGUCUUUUUCCAGUGAGAUGAACUGGGAAUUCCUUCAUUACCUGGGGAUGUUGGCUCUCCAGGCAAUGUUUUCACAGGGCUACAAAAGCCUAAAGUUGUAUUAGGUGGGCUUGUUUAUCUCUGACUUGAAUGUUAAUUGGAGAAUCAUUAACUGUUUCUGGAGGAAAGAACUUGAACACAUGGUACUUGGGUUUCUUUCAAAUACUGCAUAAAAGCUUAAAAUUAAUGAUGCUUGGGAAGAAUUGAGGGUAGAGGGGAGCAAAUGUAGAGUUUCAGCCUACAGCUGAGUGGUCUGUUCCAGGUCUGCAGAUCUGACCUGGUAGCCCAGGGUUUAUGGAGUAACACAAGUGGAACUGUAGAAAAGAGGAAUCUCCCCACAAUGGAGAUGUCAUUCUGGCCACAAAACCCCAUGAAAAUAUGCUGUUCCUCUGAAUGUCUUGCUUGCCUUAUUGUCAGUUGGUAAGAAGUCUAAUCUGUAAUCAAAUUUUGUAUCAGCCUCUUUAGAGCAGGGGGUGGGUGUGAGGAGAUGCUUGAACUUGGACAAAUUAAAAAUUUCUUAGGAUAGUAGUAUUAGAAAAAACAACUUAAAUGCUGUGUGUUUGUUUUUUCUAAGCAGGAAUGUAGAUCUGAUCAAGAACCUAACCUGCAAAUCCAUCUUCUGCUAAAAAGAAUAUAUUCAAUAUUGCACAUUCCUGUUAUUAUUGUGGAAAUAAAGUUAAAUGCUUUCUGAUUAGUACCACCAAUAAAAGCUAUCUCGUCCAACUCUGCAGAACAGACUGUCAGACUGCUCUCUUAAUAGUAGCUUGUAUCAGGUGUUUGGGAAGUACUUAAGCAUUAAGUAUUCACUUUGUAGUGAACAGUAAGGAGGGACAGAACAAAACUGAGGCUUAUCAAAGAUGAUUAAGGUGUGGGUAUUUUGGAGUGGUGAUUGGAUUCAUACUUUACUUCCAACUUUUUCUCUUCUGAGUUAUCAGUGCCUGCAUAGCCAGUGGGAGUACUUUAUUACCUUUAAGAGAACAAACUUGCUGACAACAGAAAUAGUAACCGAUCGUUGCAAAGAAGGUGGUGAUGGAGAGGAAGCUGGGCUCUGUGUGUGCAGAAAGCUAACAAGCUUGAGCUGUUACUAGGUGGGCAUAGUAAAUGAGUUAUGUGGAAUAUUUUAUAGUUUGUCAUGAGCUAGAUAUGGAUUCUGUGAUAGUAUAAACUGUUUUUGAUAGGUUUGAAAAAAAAAAAUCUUCCUGAAUUAAAUAUGAAUAAUGCCCUCAGUAGCAUCCUGCCUCUAUUCUGAUAGAUGUGUACCAUCCCUAUUUCUUCCAAUUUUAAUUGGCUUUUUUUUGCAUUGAGGGUACAUGACUUGGUGAUGAUGGGCAAAGGUUGAAGGUUUGCUGUCACUUUAGGAUGUGAUGACACCUUGGUGUUUGUUUUUUUUAUUUUUGUUUGUUUAAGGAAUGCAUUGAUACAUAGAGUCUGGGGCCUA
Haliaeetus leucocephalus (bald eagle) is the source of this 3130-nucleotide messenger RNA. RefSeq names its product BUB3 mitotic checkpoint protein (gene BUB3). Lineage: Eukaryota; Metazoa; Chordata; Aves; Accipitriformes; Accipitridae. The coding region runs from base 207 to 1196 and encodes 329 amino acids. Gene Ontology annotation, molecular function: ubiquitin binding. Gene Ontology annotation, cellular component: mitotic checkpoint complex; bub1-bub3 complex; kinetochore. The record is from RefSeq and is a predicted model, not a curated record. Gene Ontology annotation, biological process: mitotic spindle assembly checkpoint signaling. The transcript is spliced from 8 exons.